AUGAGGGAUGCUCAAGAUAAGGUAAGAAGCAUUCAAGCUAAGCUUCUAGCGGCUCAAAAUCAUCUGAAGGAGUAUGCUGACCGAAAGGUAAGGUAUAUGACAUUAGAGGCUGGGCCAGUAGAGUACAGAUUGGUCUUACCACAUAGCUUGUCUGGGGUACAUCCAGUGGUCUUUUUGUCCAUGCUGAAAAAGUACCAUGGAGAUGGGGACUACAUAAUUAAAUGGGGCUCGGUGUUAUUAGAUAAGGAACUCCAGUAUAAGGAGGAGACAAUUACAAUUCUUGAUCGUGAUGUUUGGAAGUUGAGGACUAAAGAGAUCAACAUGGUUAAAGUACAAUGGAAACAUUGUUCGUUAGAGGAAGCUAUUCGGGAGACUGAGAAAGACAGGCGAGAAAAGUAUGCUCAACUGUUGGACGAAUUAGGUACUACUCUAUCUCUACUUUAG
This is a messenger RNA of Solanum dulcamara, 444 nucleotides long. RefSeq lists its product as uncharacterized. The record is from RefSeq and is a predicted model, not a curated record. The coding region runs from base 1 to 444 and encodes 147 amino acids. Lineage: Eukaryota; Viridiplantae; Streptophyta; Magnoliopsida; Solanales; Solanaceae. The transcript has 2 exons.